CCCCCCGCCCCGCUACGGCGCCUUCCCCAUGAGCACUCUGCAGGUGUAUUCAGUCAGGGUUGAAGGAAUCAGAAGGGGCUUGCAGUGGCCGCUCGAUGUGUUCGGCAUCGUCGCCGCGCGCGACACCGUCGACUUCAACCGCAACAUCAUCUUCAGCCGCACGAGGGACAACUGCCAGACCCUCACCAAAGAGGAUCGGAACUUGGCACUGGAAGGUCCUAGCCGUGCCGUUGUGUGGCAGGAUCAUUUGUACAUCGAGGUUAAGCUGACGGUGAAGGGGCCUACCGAAUCCGAGGAUAAAGACUUGAGCUUUCUAGUUGUGCCAUUUGCAUGUGGUAAUGCGGCGUACUCAUAUCACAAUUAUAGUUACAGAACUAGCAAGCUUAGUACGGUGAGGCUUUCACUUGGUCCUAUUGUUGACUCUGUGGAGGCCACAAUAUUUGUGCGAGUCAGUGAUGGGUCAUGGCCAGAUGGUUUCCGUGCCCAAUUCGCUGCAUUUACCACUGGCAUUCGUCGCAAGAUAGCCCCUAGCAUUGAUCACAAGAAGAUAAUCUUGCUUGAUUCUGGAAGCAGAAAAGUGCCUUUUAAUGCUGGAGGGAUCGAGCUUUCACGGCGUGUCGUUUCGGUUGAGACUACUGGGAAGCUGAGAGUCUGCAUCAAGGCGUGGAAGAUUGUGGAAAGUGCUAAGAAUGCUGUGAAGGAUGAGUUAUUUUUCACACCCCAGGAAGCGGGGAGAAGCUCUGGUUUGCUUGAUGCUGGCUUUUGUAAGAUGGAAGUUACCGUCGCCUGGUCCCUCAUUACCUGUGAUUAAUAGUGUGACGAGUGACCUGUCAUGAAGAUACCGCUGAUGGAAGUUACAAAAGCUACAAGUUAUGGGCACUUGGAAGUUCUUGCAGAGUUAUGGUUAUUUUAGUUUUUUGAAACUGGUAUUUAGCACUUUGUUCUAGAGGGGUAUGUUAAUGUUAUUAUGAUCCUGGUGAGACUACCAGCAGAAAGCUGCAAGUUUCUGUUCGGGCUUGCGAGGCCCGGGAAGCAAAUAGCAAUAAUGCUGCAGAAGACGGGGGUUUUCACACCGAAAGAAACCAAUUAGAACCCAUGGCAUGCAUGAUUCAAGGCUUAUAAGAUGGAUGCAGACGCAUUUAUAAGUUAUACUGCUUAGAAUCUUUCAAAAAAAAAAAGUUAUACUGCUUAGUGAUCUGUUAUCAAACUCUUAGAGUUGGCAUUGCAGCUAUUGCUUUUGAAAUGGUAUUUAAAGUUAUGAUGUGAUUUCGAUGUGAUUGCCGCCU
This is a messenger RNA of Panicum virgatum (switchgrass), 1286 nucleotides long. RefSeq lists its product as uncharacterized. Bases 29 to 811 code for a protein of 260 amino acids. The transcript has 2 exons. The record is from RefSeq and is a predicted model, not a curated record. NCBI's taxonomy places the organism in Eukaryota, Viridiplantae, Streptophyta, Magnoliopsida, Poales, Poaceae.